CAGUCGAUCCCUGAUAAUUAAGAGUGGUUAAUUAAUUAAGCUUAAUUAAUGGCUCCUUUGUACCCUAAUUCUCCUUGCUGCAGUAUUCUCCCAUUGAUAGGAGUUUUCAUGGCGGCGGUGGCGUCCAUGGCGGCCGCUCAGCUCUCGUCGACCUUCUACGACUCCUCGUGCCCCGACGUCCUCACCACCAUCCAGACGGCGGUGCAGGAUGCAGUCAACCAAGAGGCCCGCAUGGGCGCCUCCCUUCUCCGCCUGCAUUUCCACGACUGCUUUGUCAACGGUUGCGACGGGUCGGUGCUGCUGGACGACACCGCCAACUUCACCGGCGAGAAGACUGCGCCGCCCAACAACAACUCCAUCCGAGGCUUCGACGUCGUCGACACCAUCAAGUCGCAGGUCGAAGCGUUGUGCCCUCAAGUCGUGUCCUGCGCCGACAUCCUCGCCGUCGCAGCUCGAGACGCCGUCGUAGCUUUGGGUGGACCUUCGUGGACGGUGCAGUUAGGAAGAAGGGACGCGACGACGGCCAGCUUCAGCACGGCGAGCAGCGAUCUCCCUUCACCUCUUUUAAGCCUCAGUGGUCUCAUAUCAGCCUUCUCCAACAAGGGUCUCAGUACCACUGACAUGGUAGCACUCUCAGGAGGACAUACCAUAGGGCAAGCGAGGUGUGUAACCUUCAGGAACAGGAUCUACAACGAGAACAACAUCAACCCAUCAUUUGCCACCUCCACGCAGGCCAACUGCCCGAGUGUGGCCGGCAACGGCGACGACACACUAUCUCCUCUGGACGUUCAGAGCCCGACCAUCUUCGACAACUUCUACUUCCAAGGUCUGGUGAACCAAACAGGGCUGCUGCACUCCGACCAGCAACUCUUCAACGGAGGAUCCACGGACUCGCUUGUCAGCACCUACUCCACCAACAUGGCCGGAUUCUUCAAUGCCUUCGCGGCUGCGAUGGUGAAUAUGGGGAACAUAAGCCCUCUCACUGGGAGUAAUGGCGAGAUCAGGAUCAACUGUAGGACGAUCAACUGAUUGACGAUUGCAUCAUUGAAUUUGUAUGGGAUUAAAGGUUAUCCAUGAUUCAUAAUAGUUGAAUAAAUUGAUAUAUGAACCAAGAAAUAAGGAAUGAUGCCUAAA
Molecule: messenger RNA, 1134 nt
Organism: Zingiber officinale
Lineage: Eukaryota; Viridiplantae; Streptophyta; Magnoliopsida; Zingiberales; Zingiberaceae
Product: cationic peroxidase 1-like
Exons: 4
Coding region: 49-1029 (326 amino acids)
Biological process (GO): response to oxidative stress; hydrogen peroxide catabolic process
Molecular function (GO): heme binding; peroxidase activity
Source: RefSeq, a predicted model, not a curated record